Molecule: messenger RNA, 710 nt
Organism: Oppia nitens
Lineage: Eukaryota; Metazoa; Arthropoda; Arachnida; Sarcoptiformes; Oppiidae
Product: NPC intracellular cholesterol transporter 2-like
Exons: 3
Coding region: 159-638 (159 amino acids)
Biological process (GO): sterol transport
Molecular function (GO): sterol binding
Source: RefSeq, a predicted model, not a curated record
AUAUAGUACUCAACAUUUCAAUUAACAAAGACAUUAACUGAAAAACUUUCGCAUAAAACUAACUAAAUUUUCUCAUUUAAAAAUAAUUUAAUAAUUUUAUAUUUGGUGUAUCAACUGUAAUAAUAAUAAUUACAUUAAAUAUUAAUAUAUUCAACAUAAUGUUUCAAAUUAUUAAAUUUAAUUUUUAUGUUUCAAUAAUUACUUUCACCUUUAUACUUGGCUAUUGCUAUGCCAGCUAUUCAUAUAAUAUUUGCGAUAAAUCACUGCUUAAAGGGAGUCUUAAUUCAGUGAAUAUAAGUAAUUGUGAUCCGGAUUUAACGGAUAAAUGUAUUUUCAAAAAAGGCCAAAACGUCACAAUUACCGUAUCGUUUACUUCUCAUGAAACAGUGGAUUACUUGAAAGUUAAAAUAUAUGGUAUAAUAAUGGGUUUACCGAUUCCAUGGCCAGUGUUUCCCGACGACGCCUGUAUGCGUGGAAUUCAGUGUCCAAUAGCCAACAAUUCAGUUAAUACAUUCAACCUAUCGAUGCCCGUUAGUACGACAUACCCGAGUAUUCCGGUUAAUGUUAGACUAAGAUUAGAGGAUAGACUGCGAAACCCUUAUCUUUGCGUACAAUUUCCGGCAAAACUUGAAUCCUAAAUAAAUCGUUGAAAUAUACAGUAUAUUAUACAUCAAUAAAAUUAUUAUUUAUUUAAUAAUUUUAAUAACUAA